AAAUGUCAUUUGAGUUUGGACCCACAAUCAAAAUUGAAGUGUAUUUAACUUUAAAAAAAAAAUUAAAAUACCAUGAGCAACUUCGUUCCUAUUCACUCUGUUCAGAACGCAAUCGAACAGGUGGCCGAUCCUGUUCAUACUCCGAUAACUAUUGGGCAUGAGCCGUUCCUGCUUACCCAGCAGGAUCAACGAAGCAUUUUGGAUCGCCGAUCAUGGUUCCUCAGCAAACUUCCAGUAUCUAGUCCCGAAUGCAUUUGGCAUUUCCUCUGUCAAUUGAAUCCUUGCCUUUUGGAACAACUCAUACAGUGGAUCAUGCAUCAGCAAUUUCCGCAGUAUCCUCCAGUUAAAUCAAUUGAAAAUAUGCCUGCCUUGAAUUUUCCCUGCGAACCCAGGGUGGUUCCGUAUCAAUUUCAUUAUGAAAAACAAACUUCAACUGAAGAUCUUCCCUGGUAUCAAAGGGGAAACAAAUGUCUGGAAAUGAUUGGGGAUCAAUCCGUCAUGGAAAGAGCGAUCAAACAUGUCCACUAUGUGAUUCAUCAGAGGGAAUUCUCCAAUCGAGACGUUCAAACCAUGGACAGGGCGACAUUUAUUGGAGUCGGGGAACCGAUGGAAUGCGAUCCUGCUGAAGUUCAACCACCAUUAGCCGAGAGUGCCUUGGAUCGAAUCAGGCAGCAGAAGGAACAGGUCAGCUGGUUUUAUUAAGUGAACAAAAAAACAUGCAAAGACAUUUUUGGCAUUUCAAAAUUUACAGUCAAGAUAAGAGUAAGGAUACAUUCAAUAGGUUAAAAAUCAAUAAAAAAAAACUUUAAAAUU
Uranotaenia lowii is the source of this 813-nucleotide messenger RNA. RefSeq lists its product as uncharacterized. The record is from RefSeq and is a predicted model, not a curated record. The transcript is spliced from 2 exons. NCBI's taxonomy places the organism in Eukaryota, Metazoa, Arthropoda, Insecta, Diptera, Culicidae. The coding region runs from base 73 to 702 and encodes 209 amino acids.